This is a messenger RNA of Tinamus guttatus (white-throated tinamou), 882 nucleotides long. RefSeq names its product PH domain containing endocytic trafficking adaptor 2 (gene PHETA2). The record is from RefSeq and is a predicted model, not a curated record. NCBI's taxonomy places the organism in Eukaryota, Metazoa, Chordata, Aves, Tinamiformes, Tinamidae. Gene Ontology annotation, biological process: receptor recycling; endosome organization; retrograde transport, endosome to Golgi. Gene Ontology annotation, cellular component: trans-Golgi network; recycling endosome; early endosome.
UCCGACCAAACAUGGGCAUGAGCACGAUGAAGCUUCGGAGGCUCUCCUCAAGAAAGCGGCCCAACCAAGGAAGAUAGCAAGGGAUUGCAGUCUGACCAGCACAGCUGGUGGGCCGCUGGCCGGGGGCGAUGAAGCUGAAUGAGCGGAGCGUGGCGCACUACGCCACCUGCGACUCGCCCGCGGACCAUGCCGGCUUCCUCCGCCAGCGCGUGGAGCGCCACCACCACCAUGCCCACCACAGCACCUCUUACCAGCGCCGCUGGUUCGUCCUCAAGGGGAACCUGCUCUUCUAUUUUGAGGAACGGGAAAGCCGGGAGCCCAUGGGCCUGGUGGUGCUGGAGGGCUGCACCGUGGAGCUGUGCGAGGCUGCAGAGGAGUUUGCCUUCGCCAUCCGCUUCGGCGGGGGUGCGAAGGCCUGUGUGCUGGUGGCCGAUGGGCAGGCUGCCAUGGAGGCCUGGGUGAAGGCGCUUUCAAGGGCCAGCUUUGACUACAUGCGGCUGGUGGUGAGGGAGCUGGAGAAGCAGCUGGAGGAGGCCUGCAAGAGCCUGGCUGCUUGCCGCAAGUCACCCAGGAGGUCCCACUCGGGCAGGAAGAGGCACCUCUCCAAUCCCGCCCUGGGGCCCGUCCAGGAGAAGCCUGCUGUUCUGGAGAACGGCUACUGCACGUGGGGCAGCAGGGAUGAGCCUGCCCGUGCCCGGCCUCCCGCUGGUUUGCAGGAGAGCCCGGUGUCCCCGGAGACGGCCUGCUUCUCGAAGCUCCACAACUGGUACGGGCAGGAGAUUGCGGUGCUGAGACGGGAAUGGCUGGAGAGGCAGCAGAGGGGCAAUCUGUGACGUGGGGCACGGGGACAGAGGGCACAAGCCGCCAUCCAGCUGGCUUCUA